AUGACAGCAGACUGCAUAUCAUCAUCAACGAAAAAAUCACCUGUGUCGGAGAAUUCAGAAAAAAAACAUUCUGAUAAAGAAACUUCACUUGGUGUUGAAAUCCAAAUUGAUCAAAAUUCUAGAGGUGAACUUGGAAUGUCUACAGUUAAUUCCAAUAAUCAACAGUCAUCAAUACUUAAUAAUAUACUUAAUUUUCAAGCACAAAACGGUUCUUCUGGUGGUAAUAAUUUUUUAUUACAACCACAACAAAAUAGUAAUCAAUUAAAUCAACGACUUUUUCCUACAAAUAGUAAUGGUAUUAGUAACAGUCAUAUAAAUGAAACCAAUUCACAAUGUAAUACUCUUGGUAAUAAUGGAUUUUUUCAAACUCCAGGACCUUUAAUACCAUCUAUCUCUGGAAAUGUUCCUCAAGAUCAUGAUAUAAGUUUGUGGGCACAACAAUUUUUAAACAACUAUCAAAAUUUUAUACAUCAAUCACAAGCAGUUGCAGCAUCCCGCCCCCAAAACUUACAAUUGACUAUGCUAAAUGGAAAUUUACCGCUUCAACCAUCAUUGUCAGGUGGUACCCCUAUUGAUAUUCAAAGUACAUUAAUGGAAAAUAUUUUAAAUUGGAAUAAUCAUAAUAGUAUUACUUUUAAUAAUCAAUUUAAUAAUCAAAAUAGAAAAAGAAGAAAUCUUCAGGCAUUGUCUUUGUCAUCUAGUUCCACUAAUUCUGGAUCAACUUUAUCUCAAAGUUCUGGAUCCUCUUCUUCUAGGACAAUUAAUACACCAUUAGUGGAUCCCUCAACAAUUAUUAAUAAUAGUGGUGGUAUAUCAUUAAGAGGAAUGUCAUCUUUUGAUAUUCAUAAUACAUUUAAUCUUGCAAGUCAAAUGAAAUUAGUUCAACAGAUGAAUGCUUUACCAGCACAAUUAAUAAAUAAUUCAUUUUCAUCGACACUUCAACCAACGACAAAUUCUUUGAAUAUGCCUUUUAAUGGACAAGGACCUAGUCUGGGAAAUUUAAUUACUGGAACUAAUCAAAAUUUUGAUAAUACAUCUCAAAAUAUUGUUCCACCAUCUCAACAACAUAUGCCAUCAUUUCAACAACAACAACAACCACUUCGUCCCACUAGACGUGGUCGACCUCCAGGCGCUAAUAAUAGUUUUCGUCAUCUUCUCCAACAAGUUCAUCAAUUAUCUCCUACAGUAGUUGGAAGAAAUGAUGAUUUACAACAUUCUCAACCUAAAAAAGAAGAUGUUGAACAGACAUGUCUAUGGGACAAUUGUAAACGUGUAUUUCCUAAUCAACAAGGACUAGUUGAACAUUUAUCAGCAGAUCAUAUCUCUCAUUUGGACAAAUAUUAUUGUAAAUGGGAAGGUUGUGAUAGAGAUUACCCAUUUAAGAUGCAAUAUAUGUUAGUUAUGCAUAUGCGUCGUCAUACAGGAGAAAAACCAAAUGCUUGUACAUUUCCAGGUUGUUCUAAAUCUUAUUCAAGGUUAGAAAAUUUAAAGACACACCUUCGUACACAUACAGGUGAAAAACCAUAUGCUUGUGAAUUUUAUAAUUGUGAUAAGGCAUUUUCAAAUGCUUCAGAUAGAGCUAAACAUAUGAAUAGAACACAUAGUGAUAAAAAACCAUAUAUUUGUCCAGAAGAAAAUUGUACUAAAGCUUAUACUGAUCCAAGUUCUUUAAGAAAACAUAUUAAAACUGUUCAUGGGGAGGAGGCUUAUGAAAGAGCUAAACAAAAUAAGGCUAAAAAUUCAAGAAGAAUUUCUCAGGAUUAUAGGAAUGGAGAAAGAUGUAAUAGUAUUUAUAAAAGACCAAAAGUUGAUGGUGAGGAGGGUAAUGAUGAAGAAAAUGGUAAUUGUAUUAAUUCAACAACUGGUAAUCAAGAUUCAAAGGGUCCUGAUGGUGAACAUUAUUCAACUUUAACACGAUUGCUUAAUAAUUCUUUAUCACCAAAUAUUAAUGGUAUUCAUAUUGAUAAUCAAUCAUCAGGUAAUGAUACAUUUAUUACACCAUCAACAUUUUCUUCAACAACAUCAUCAAGUUCAGGAUUAUCACCAUCUGGAUCAGGACCUCAUAGUCCAGAGUCAACAUCACCAAAUAAAAAUGGUAAUAGUCAACCAAAAUUAAAAUUUUCUGUGGAAGGUAAUAUGUUACCAGGUUUGAUGCAAGAACUUUCAUUAGGUGGUACUUCAAUGACAAAAGAACAAUAUUCACAGUAUCAACAAGGAGAAGAUUUAGUUAGUCAUCAUCAAAAUUCACAGGAAUUAUCUGGUAGAAAUAAUGGAUUAGGACGGAGUAAUAAAAAAAAUUAUCAUAAUACUCAAACUACAAAUAUUGGUUUGGAGGAUUCAUCUGGUCAACAGAUUAGAAGAAAUUUUAAAAAAGGUGGUAUAAAUGUUAAAGGUAGAACACAAUUACCAAAAGACAAUCUUCGACAAAAUAUAACUGAAGGGUCAUUUUCAAAUAAUUUUACACAACCUAAUCCUCAAAAUUACCAUCAACAUCAUCAUCAACAACAACAAUACCAAGGAAACAAUUAUUAUUCUAAUAAUACAAAUAGUAAUAAUUAUGAAAAUUUUUAUCAAAGACAAGAAGUAAAUUUUUAUAAUAGAAAUUAUCAAUCUCAAGAAUAUAUAGGUCCUCAAAAUAAUAUGAUAUAUUCUCCAUAUAAUCAACAAUAUUAUAAUAAUGGUAAUUAUAGUACAGUAAAUUCUAUUAAUAGUUCUAUUACUAUUGUUUCCAAUCCAUCAUGUCCACUAGGACAUUCCAGAAUUCAUCCACAAAUAUCAUUUGUAACACGUAGUAAACCAAAUCCUACACCAACUUCAGAAUAUGAAGAUGGUACACAUCCUUAUCAAUAUAAUAAUCCAUAUGCUUCUUCAACAAUAGAUCAAUAUUAUUGUAAUGAUACAGAAACUGGUAAUGAAGUUAUGAUGGGUAGUGAAUAUAUGGUAACAUCACCACCUAUUUUGUAUCAUCAACAAAAUGGAGUACCAAAAGAUUCUAGUGAGUAUUAUAAUAUACAACAAGAAUAUGAGGUGCAACAAAAUAAUAUAUAUCAACAAUCUUCAUUACAAUUACCUACUAUAAAAGAAGAAAAUGUUGAAACAAUAUCAGAAUGUCCAUUACAUGAUUCAUUACCAGUAUCAAGAUUUAUUACAGAUAUUCAUGAAGAGAUGGAAGAAAUUACACCAACAUUUAAUUUGUAUACUGAAACUGUUCUUCAGGAAGUCUCUUCAGGAGAAUUAUGUGAUUUAGGAGCAAAUGCAUUGUCUGGAGUAGUAGAACCUGAACCACAUCUUCAAAUAUUGCCAAAUUCUCAUUCUAUUAGUAAUCAAGUUGUUCCUCUAAAUAGUAACAAUAAUCAUUCUGGUGUGUUAUCAUCAGAUAUUAAUGAACAAAGAAGAGAGAAGUAUAAUGAAAAAUAA
Molecule: messenger RNA, 3417 nt
Organism: Strongyloides ratti
Lineage: Eukaryota; Metazoa; Nematoda; Chromadorea; Rhabditida; Strongyloididae
Product: Transcriptional activator cubitus interruptus
Exons: 3
Coding region: 1-3417 (1138 amino acids)
Biological process (GO): regulation of transcription by RNA polymerase II
Cellular component (GO): nucleus
Molecular function (GO): DNA-binding transcription factor activity, RNA polymerase II-specific; RNA polymerase II cis-regulatory region sequence-specific DNA binding
Source: RefSeq, a predicted model, not a curated record